Messenger RNA from Rhineura floridana, 984 nucleotides. RefSeq names its product keratinocyte-associated protein 3-like. Bases 1 to 984 code for a protein of 327 amino acids. The record is from RefSeq and is a predicted model, not a curated record. Lineage: Eukaryota; Metazoa; Chordata; Lepidosauria; Squamata; Rhineuridae. The transcript has 3 exons.
AUGGGGAGUGUGUCCCUGUUGAUACUCCUGGACAUCGUGGCAGCUUUCAGUACCAUCAACCAUAGUAUCCUGGAGCAGCUAGCCAAGCUGGGAGUCAAGACGGGGCCCCAAAGAGCAACUCCGAGCUCUGAGAGGUUGCAGGGUGAGGAAGGGCAGCCACCGCAGGGGAAGGGAUUCCCAAGUCUCUUCAGUCCCGGCCCUCCUUCGCACCUCGGUCUAGCACCGCCCUGGGGAACUCCUCCUCCUCUUGGGGGCUUGGUGCCCCACCGCUGGGCUUUCCUUGUCUCCCAUGGCACGGCAGUCCUCACUAGCCUCCCUUCCUCCAUCCCUGCAGAGGUGGGCUGCAGAGCCCAGCGGCUAGCUCGCAGCGGCAUCUCGCUGGUGGUCCUGGGCCACUUGGCCUUGGUGCUGGGGGCCAUCGUCCACAGCUCCCUCCUGCACCACGUGGCCCAGCCUGCGCACACCAUCCCCUCGGAGUACGCCGUGGCUAAUGUCAUUGCGGUGGCUUCUGGGGUCUUGAGCAUUACUGCCGGCGUCCUGGCGAUCCUGGUGUUCCGGAGCUUCUCCCACCGUUACCUGCCUUGGAUCCUGGUUUUUAUCGCCCUGGCAAAUGUCCUGAUCUCAGGAGCCUGCUGCGUGGGACUAGCACUUGCCAUCUCCCUCACUGUUGUCAACGGUGGCCAUCAUCUCUUUACCGGUUGCAACAGUUCUGCCCUUCCAGCUGAUGUCCACACUGUGAUAACGAACGAGUGCCCAUUUGACACUACCUGCAUCUAUGACACAGCACUGGUCCUCUGGCUUCCUUCCUUGUUGAUGGCAGCAGUGGAAGCCGGUUUGUCUGCCUGGAGUUGCACAGUCUCCCUCUCUCUCUGUGGAACUGGCCCCUCUUCAGCCGCCUACAAAGUGGCCCUGCUUCAGCAGAUGAGCAUGGCAAAAAAGCUGCAAAGAGUGGGGUGUUUUCAGAAUUUAGUAGCUGCAGGAUGA